AUGCGAAUCCGGUUAGCACAGUCGCUAUUGAACCCACAAGAUAUUGACACUGGAUCCCAAGAAAGCCAGGAACAAGGUUUUGAGGUCAGAUCCUCGUUCCCAAGGGGCCAAAAUCCUCGUGAUUUGGGUCCAAUAGCACUCGAUAUGGCCCUUGAGGGGACCAAAGAAAUCCUACAAGCGGUUCAAUCAUUUGGCAAGGGUCCAGUAGCUGAUACAUGCCCUCUACCUAAUGCUACUGACAGAUCUAAAAUAACCGAUUUACAAACUUAUUCCUCAGCUGCUUUAACUGACGUUUCCACCUGUGAUGAUAGUUAUGAUGAAGGUGGAGGUAAUGAACCUCCGCAGAUCAGUCAAGCCAGUCAAAAAGCAAAAGUAAUAAUAGAUAUUCUAUUAGUCAUUGCAAAUCGUUUGUAG
This is a messenger RNA of Olea europaea var. sylvestris, 414 nucleotides long. RefSeq lists its product as uncharacterized. Lineage: Eukaryota; Viridiplantae; Streptophyta; Magnoliopsida; Lamiales; Oleaceae. The record is from RefSeq and is a predicted model, not a curated record. The transcript is spliced from 3 exons. Bases 1 to 414 code for a protein of 137 amino acids.